AAACACUGUACUAUUCUUUAAACAGUAUGCCAUGGAAUAUACCAUAGCGUUUACAAGAACCACUAGAAUCAUUUCUGGUGUGAGCUAGCUUUAACAGAAUUCUUGGAUCUGUCUGACCGUCUAGCACGCACAACCCCAGAUAAACUGUCAGAAGAAGAGGAAGGAAGGAAGGGUGAGUUUCGGACAUUUCAUCAGUUGGGAGUAUGCCAAGUCUGAUUGGCAAUCGUAUUUUCUCAUCAGCCCCUGCUACAUCCAACAACCACCCAUGCGCUAGACCGUUUUGCAGAAUCAUUAGUACUAAAAGGUUUUCCAGGAGUCCCACUACAAGUAUUGCUCCGCGGGCUCGGAUGCCCAGUGAAUCGCUUUCCCAAUUCCCAGUGCAAAGCAAGAGUACUCUCCCUGUUGUCGCUCCUUUGGAAGAGAUACUGUUUGACAUUGAUGGUACAUUGUGCGAUUCAGAUCCUAUCCACUACUAUGCCUUCAGAGAAAUGCUUCAAGAGGUAGGUUUCAAUGGAGGACAGCCACUAACGGAAGAUUUUUUCAUAAAAAAUAUUAGCGGCAUGCAUAAUGAUGAACUCUGUCACAUCCUCUUUCCAGACUGGGACUUUGAUAGAGCCAUGAAAUUUAUGGAGGAUAAGGAGGAGAUGUUUCGCAGAUUGGCAUCAGAACAACUAAAACCUGUUAAUGGCCUUGACAAGUUGUGCAAAUGGAUUGAGGAUCGUGGUCUGAAGCGAGCUGCGGUUACUAAUGCUCCAAGACCAAAUGCUGAGCUAAUGAUUUCUAUGGUGGGCCUUGCCAGUUUCUUUGAACUACUAGUCAUUGGAAGUGAAUGUGAACGGGCAAAGCCUUUCCCUGACCCCUACCUGAACGCUCUUGAUGCACUUAGAAUUGCACCUGAACGUGCAUUUGCUUUUGAGGAUUCUGUAUCGGGUACAAGAGCUGGGGUUUCAGCUGGGAUGCCAGUGGUAGGUGUAGCCACAAGAAACCCAAGGAAGCUAUUGAUCGAGGCAGGGGCUACUUUUGUUAUCAACGAUUUUCAGGAUCCAAAGUUGUGGGGGGCCUUGGAAGGACUAGAUAGGAAUUAGAGUGGGUGAAGAUCACUAAAUCUGCUGGCCAAUUUUUUCCAUUCUUUUCUAUGGGAAUGUUUCUGAAUCUCAUACUAGCUAGCACACAUGGUUUAAUUGUCUUAAUUUUUCCAUUCUUUUCUGUGGGAAUCUCUCUGAAUCUUUCCCACAAAAACUUUCCAUACACUGAUGAGUCAUUUUUAUGACUGAUUUAAAGUAUUAACUUCU
This is a messenger RNA of Coffea eugenioides, 1292 nucleotides long. RefSeq names its product haloacid dehalogenase-like hydrolase domain-containing protein Sgpp. The record is from RefSeq and is a predicted model, not a curated record. Bases 204 to 1085 code for a protein of 293 amino acids. Lineage: Eukaryota; Viridiplantae; Streptophyta; Magnoliopsida; Gentianales; Rubiaceae. The transcript has 5 exons.